Messenger RNA from Aspergillus pseudonomiae, 961 nucleotides. RefSeq lists its product as uncharacterized. The coding region runs from base 252 to 755 and encodes 167 amino acids. The record is from RefSeq and is a predicted model, not a curated record. Lineage: Eukaryota; Fungi; Ascomycota; Eurotiomycetes; Eurotiales; Aspergillaceae. The transcript has a single exon.
CAGCCUAGUCUUGCUUUUGCUCAAGAUUAUCUGGGAGAGGUGACAAGCACAUGCAGUGUGGGCGACACUGCGUCUUCGCCUCCUUUAAUUCCCCUCUCCCCUCCGAGUAGGGAUGAUAGGGGCCAGAGAAACGUCAUGACAGAAAUGGAAUAGCUGAAGGUCCCUUCUGGCGAUUACCUCGACCGUGAUCUUAUCAUUUGGUCUUUGAUUGGACGUCUGUGCUUUUUCUAAGGAGUAUCAGGCCAUAAUUUAUGGUCCGAAUAUUCAGCCAAUACUUUAUCUUUUACGAACGACACGUUCUUUCAAGGAAAAGAAACGUGGACUUGUCGUUAUGGCGAUCCCAGUUGGACAUACCCGACCUAAUCUCCCCCAACGUUAAAGCCGGUACAUCCAAGACUCACGACAUACUCGAGCCCGAAAGCAAUUACAUGAGCUCGCAGAACACGAUAAUGACAUCAAACCACCGUCACAAUAAAGUAAUACAUGUUCAAUACACACACAUUCGAAAUUAUCUCCUUCCCCUGCUUCAUCUACGGCCAGUGCUUCCACCACCCAGAAUAGCCAACCGCCCCUUCACCGACCAAACAAUCAAAACGACAGGGGCCAACGUAGGCUUAGGCCUUAAAGCACCCCAACAUAUUGUCUGCCUCGGUGAAACAAAGACAAUCUUGGCCGUCCGCAACACCACCGCAGGUUACGAAGCCCGACAAUCCAUCGGACCCUCCACGAAUCGACCCGGCAUCUACAAAGUCUAAAGGCUAGAAGGCUAGUUCUAUAAGCAUUCACCUUCGUGGAGUGAGUAAGGGUCUCCUAUGCCCCGAAACUGAGGGAAUCGGGACGACUUCGUCCAGAGCUCAAUUCGAGACUUACCUUGCUAGUAGUGAGGUGCACUCCUGAACACAGGUUUUAGAGUAGAAGAGUGACGAUACCUUCGCUGCGUUGCAUGAUCAGGACAGGACGA